Messenger RNA from Vicugna pacos (alpaca), 5967 nucleotides. The record is from RefSeq and is a predicted model, not a curated record. NCBI's taxonomy places the organism in Eukaryota, Metazoa, Chordata, Mammalia, Artiodactyla, Camelidae.
AGUUGAGUUGUUUUAGUAUAGGGUAGGAGUUAAAAAUUAAUAAUGUACUUUUCUUUUUGUGAUGUUAAAGGAGGAAUAAAUUCCAAUGAGGGUGAAAAUGUGUCAAAAAAGAAGGAGCCAUCAGAAGAAUUGGAAGCCAACACUGUGGAUUCUCUGGUAGAUUUGCCAUUUGCUACUAUAGAUAUUAAAGAUGAUUUUGGAAUCACUGAUGUACCUCAAAAAAAUUUGGAGAGAAGUAAAGGACAUGAACGGAUCAAUAAAGAUCAAAUAAAGAAGAGGGGAAAAAAGCGAAAAGAUUACCAACCCAAUUAUUUCCUAUCCAUUCCGAUCACCAGCAAAGAGAUUACAAAAGGAAUUAAGAUCCUGCAAAAUGCAAUAAUACAGCAAGAUCAGCGACUGGCCAAAGCAAUGAGCGGUGAUGGUUCCUUUCAUAUUACCCUGCUAGUGAUGCAGUUAUUAAAUGAAGAUGAAGUAAACAUUGGUAUUGAUGCUCUUUUGGACUUAAAACCAUUCAUAGAAGAAAUUCUCCAAGGAAAACCUUUGACUUUGCCCUUUGAAGGGGUUGACACUUUUGGAAAUCAGGUUGGAUUUGUGAAGCUAGCAGAAGGAGAUCACAUGAACCCACUUUUGGAGAUAGCAGAUGCUGCAAAAAGGACAUUUCAAGAAAGAGGUGUCUUGGCUGGAGAAAGCAGAACUUUUAAGCCUCAUUUGACCUUCAUGAAAUUGUCCAAAACACCAUGGCUUCGGAAGAAGGGAGUGAAAAAAAUAGACCCCACGUUCUAUGAAAAAUUUAUCAGUCACAGAUUUGGAGAAGAAGUGGUACGUCGCAUAGAUCUUUGCUCCAUGCUGAAGAAAAAACAAAGUAAUGGUUAUUAUCACUGUGAGUCUUCAAUUGCGAUUGAGAAACGUGUUUCAAGAGGAAACAAAGAUUCGUACAUAAAGAAGCUCUAUCAUCUCAUCAGGGAGAUGGCAUGUGAUGAGACAGAUUUAUACACAGUUAUGUUUCCAAGUGCAAAGUGUGUACACCAGAUGAAGAAUUUUUAAAACAGAACAGAGGUAUUUCUCAUCGUUUGCAAUGUGAAUGUAUUUCAAAGGAGCCUGAUCUGUUGUGAUUCAAAUUUACUAUUUCAAACCAGACGGUAUCCUUUUAAAAUUGUGAAUUUCAAGACAACUGAUUUGUAUACUUUUGAAGUAACAUGAAAAUAUUCAAAGAAGAUAAAUAUAUGUCUCUAAAUAUUUCAAGGUCUUCACCAAGGUAAUUUCUCUCCAUGUCGGCUUGAAGAAAACCUGUGGAAAUAUCUAUUCUGAAAGAAUCUUAAUGCUGAAGUUUAUUAAAGCAUUUUUAAAAUGUUCAAGAGACACAAUUUUAUUGCUCAGUUCUCACCAGAGAUCUUCAGAGAAGUCAUCACUUUACCUUCCAGAGAUCUUAGCUCUCUUAAACAGAAGACAUUCAGUAUGUCAUUUGAAGUUUACAUUCUCAAAACAUUUCAAGUAUAUUUUAAGGAAUAUUUUCAUGUUUUUGGAAUCUCUGUAAGAGAGCUGUCUUCCAUCAAAAUUUUGAUGAGGACCAAACAUUUCUGUCUAGAUUCCUUGUAAAAGGCAAAUUUAAAUCCUUCUGUGUAAUACAGAUUCUGGCUAGCUUUCCAUAUCUUCUCUGUAAUUACUUUAGGCUAACCUUGAAGGAGAACUCAGUGUUUCAUUAUCUCUCCCACUCCCAUUUAGGAAAAAAAAAGCAGUACGUAGAUUUUACUGGAGGUCUUGUGGGGCUGCAUUAAGCAGCUCACAGCACGUAUCACCUCCAUUGCUGUUAGACAGCUCUGUUCAGCUCCCCCCAAAUCACCAUGUUCCACCCACUGAAUUUUCUUUUAUUGCUCUUUUCCAGCUUAGUUUCUAAAAUUCUCCUUAUUCUGAGUAAUUUCUCUAGAUCUUUCCCUCAGACUUCUUUGUCUUCACCCUUUUCUAAUUCAAAGUAGUGUAGCUUCUUUCAAACUUCACCAAUCUUGUAUCCCCAUUUAACAUUAUUUACAAAACAGUUUUUGCCUAUUACACGUGCUCUGUUUUCUUCUGUCACAUUUUGUGAUGCCAGUAUGAACUUUAAAAUAAUAUCUGCCUCUAAAAUGAUAAUUAUUAUGUAAUAAUUAACCAAUUUUAAUACACACUAGAGUCUUGUAUUUGCUAUGGAUAAUUACUGAUUUUCUUGAUCUUACUGAGUUUUGCAACAGAAUAUUUAGCAGGAUUCAGGACUCUUUAUGAAUUUCAUUGCUUAAUCAGAUUUAAUUGGCUUACAUUGGUUUGGCUUCUCUUUAAUUUGAUCCUAACUCAAAUUUAAUAUCUGUUUUUUGAAUCUUGAACAUUGUGUGAUGUGCAUUAAUAGAGUGGGAUGGAUUUCAGAUCUUAAGAUACUUUGUAUUCAGAGUUCAUGAGUAGAAGUUGGUCUUCAAGGACUCUGGGAACCUCCUGAAAUUAAUUGUAAAACUUUGUAUGUAGGUACGUAUGUGAAUUUUUCUGGGGAGGGAAUUUAUUAGAUUUAUAUAUUCCAUCUCUCUUAAUUUAUUAAUGAUGCAUUCUUGGAGAGUGCUGGAUUCCAAAUCACCAAUUUUCUUUUCCGCUGUCUCAAUUAUACCAUUUAGGACAUUUUUUUUUUUUAAUACCAAUGACUGUAUGCUUCAUUUCCAAGAUUCCCAAUUGAUUUCUUUUUCAUAUUUUCCUAUUCUGUUCUUUGCUUCAUGGAUGCUAUUCCUUCAUUUGUCUCUUUGAGGAUUUCAAUAUAAUUAAUUUUUAAAGUUCUUUUCAUAUUUUGAAAAUCUGUUUCCUUGGAUAUGAAUUCUUCUAUUUGUUGAGUCUUUUGUGGCAUUUUAUUUCCUCUAAAGCAUUUGAAGUUUUUUUGAGGGCUCGUUUUAUUGUGCAUGUUUCCUCAUCAUAACCCCAUGUGUGGUUUUGCAGAUUUCUUAGCCCUAGUCCAACAGAGUAGAUUGCUUUAUGUUAAGUUAGGAACUGACACCUAACCAUCCUUGUCCUUAAGGAGUUGGAGUUCAUUCUUGUGUCUUUUACCAAUUUUUGAGGGUUUUUUUGUGUGUGUAUAAAGAUAAUUAGCCCUUUGUCGUACUGGCUUCAAAUAUUUUUCUGGUUUAUUUUGCAUUUAGUUUUGGUAACAAGGUAUUCUUCAUAUUAUAUGUUUUUAAUUUUUGUAAAAAUAUAAUAAAUUUUUGUGAUUUCUUUAAUUAUUAUGACUAGAGUGGUCUACAACCCAAUGAUUUGAUACAUUUUCUUUCAUAUUUUCUUCUUUUUUUUUGUUUUUGUUUUUGCAUUUGAGCUUUUCAUCUACCUGGUACGAUCAUUAAUUCAGUACUCAGAUGCAGAGGAUUAACAUAGAAAUCUAGUUACUAAAAGUGGGUAUGAAAUAGAGAUUUAGUUUUAGGAAAUUUGUUUAGAAUAUUUUUUCCAUCCCCCUCAACCUUCCCAUGUGUUCUAAAGAUCACACAUUAGCAGCCCUUCAUGUUGUGCUUGACUAGCACAGGGCUUUUUGAUUUGUUUUUAUAAUUUUAAUUACUUGCCAACUUUGGAGUGAUUUAAUGUAAAAAAAACCGUGGGUUUCUGCUGCCUUUGAACAAUCAGAAACAUGGCCACACUCGUUCCACUGUCUUGCGUGCAGUGAGCUGCUGGGUGGGGAUAGUAGGCAGUAGAAAAGCAGCUGCCUUUCACCGCUCCCUUUACUCUUUUACUCUUCUUUUGCAAUGGGCUUAACUCACUCACACUCCCUGCUUGGUUCCUGAAGGUAUCUGAGUUUGGAUCCCUUGCCAGAGGUCACUGUUUCCCGAGCCUUCUUAUUUCCGUUUACAUGCUAAGCAUUUUCCUAUCCAUCUUCUGCCGUCUUGCACCUUUCUGUGGGGUUGGGGAGCUUGAUAGGAUGUGGAGGCAGCAGUCAUAUGUUCAGAUCCAAGAAAAAGGUGCUGCAUUUUAAGUCUCUUGUAAUCAAAACUUUGGUUGAUAUUAUGCUUCCUUAAUAUUGGGCUAUAACUUCUUACAAGCCUAACUGCAUUAAUCAGCUAAAAUUCAAAUUUAAAAAAAAAGUGAUAAACCAGUUCCUCCUGGCGAAUCCAGGAAUGAAAUAUAGCUUGGAUAUCUAGGGUGGUGAAAGCCAUUCUCUGUGAGCUGCUCACUGGAGUUGGGAGAAUUAAUUUUUCUCAGGCAGCUCUGUUCCAUUUAUAUUUCCUUAGGGAAGGUAAUUGACUAAAUGACACCCUUUGUAAGACUGGUGAGCAAUUUAGUGCUUGCAAAGACUAGUUUACUUUCAGCUCUCAGACAUCUCUUAUAGAAGGCAGUGGGGAAUUUGGAAAGGUCUAGAGGGUUGUUUUUGUUUUUGUUUUUGUUUUUUGCAGCCCAGUGUACUACUUUCUCACUUUUUCAAGCAGAGGUAAAAAUACGGUUUUCUGGGAACCCCAGCUGUUUUCUGGCUUAAUAACAAUUAUUCACAAUUAAUUUAAUGAAUGUUAUUGAGCAUGUACAACGUGUAUACUCCUUUUGGGUAUCACGAGAUACAGAGAAGUGUAAGACAUAGCCCUUAAGACUGAUACAGAGUCGCUGGGGAGCUAAGUCUACAUCUGAGAAAUGGGGAGGACGAGGAGCGGGUGAAAAGGGCUUUGUCCAUAACAACAGUGGGCUUUGAUAGGACACAGUGGAAGAAGCUUGUGACUCUAGCUUCUAGGAUGUGGGGAUGAGGAGUAAAUAGGACGAGACAGAUAGUGGAGAAAGGACAGUGUCUGGGAACAGCAGGUAUGAUUUGCAGUGGGAGAGCAGCAGUGUAUUGGGAGUCAGGGUGGAGGGAAGAUUAGUGAUAGUAUUAAGUGAUAGGAAUAAUAGUGAUAAUGUUAGUGAUAGGAGGCACCUGGAUUGAGUCUAUGGUCUGGUUAUCUGAGGAAGCUACGAGGGUGUGGGGGCUCUGUGUGUUUACAGAGUUGGUGAGGGAGGUUGGAAAGGAGAUGGUCACAGCACACACAGAUGAGUCAGUGAAUAUGCUGUGAAGGAGACUGAGCAGCUAGAUGUGGGAUAAAAAGAGGGUGAUGUUUAAUACUCAACACAGAUGACACAGGAUUGGGUCCUAAAGAUAGACCUUCAAUUAGUUCCAGACUGAAGUAAUGAAAGGGUUCGGGCUGGGCCAGCUGUGGGCUGAAAUAAAUGCAAACAGGCCUGUGUAGAUACGGUGAUGGAAAAGAAGGGUUGUAGUAAGUUAGAGUCGUCAGAGCUAUAGUCACCAGCCUGUACCCAGUGCCAGACAGGGCAGACCAACCAGAUACCAGACUCAGACUCUAUGGGCUGAAGCAUUAUGGAGAAUUCUGAGUGAGCUGAGUCAAUGAAUUUCUUCUAUCCAGAUGUGCCCCUGCUGUUUGAGAGUCACUCUAAGGAGACUUGAACAGCUCAGACCAAUCCUGUCAGUCUUAAAAGGCUUGUCGUGGUCCAUCCGGUGACUCCCAGUGGUCCUUUGUAGGUGGUGAUUCAGCCAAAAGCAAAGCAAAGGACUUUUGGGGGUUGCAUCUAAGAAGACUCUCAGAUUUGGCUUUGGUGUCCUGAUCUUCUGUGCUCCUUUACCCUUAGGAGCCCGGGCAGAACUCCAGAAGCUCUGACUCUUGCCCGGUUUGGUAUGUAAGCCUGGGCGUUUUCUCUAUAGAAGAUAAUGCUGUCAGUGUAAUUGACCCAUUGGUUGUUGGGGCAGGAGAGGGUGGAGGGAAAAGGAAAUCUGUAGUUUCCUUACUUGGGUAAAAGGUGUGGUUAGGACAAAAAGUUUUGAGCUUUUGAGCAUCCUUAAAUCUGGGCUUUUGUCAGAUCAAUGAUAAGUAAUAAAUAUCUAAAAUAUUUCAUUUGAAAAUGUUUGUAUUGCUUAAAUGCCAUGUGCCCACUUAAAGGUCUUCUUAGUAGAUUGGGGUAUUGGUAACAGAUAUGUGCUUAAAUGUCUGCUUUUCUCAUGUGAAU